Molecule: messenger RNA, 378 nt
Organism: Euleptes europaea (tarantolino)
Lineage: Eukaryota; Metazoa; Chordata; Lepidosauria; Squamata; Sphaerodactylidae
Product: feather keratin B-4-like
Exons: 1
Coding region: 1-378 (125 amino acids)
Cellular component (GO): intermediate filament
Molecular function (GO): structural constituent of cytoskeleton
Source: RefSeq, a predicted model, not a curated record
AUGUCCUGUGGCUACAUCCCAAGUUGCGCUCCAUCCUGCAUGCCGUCCUGCGCUGUCCCGUCCUGCCUUCCAUCCUGCGGCUCCCCGUGUGGCUACCCAGUUGGUGGUCUGAGCUCCCUGGGUUCGUGUGGUGGGGUCUACGGCGGCGCAGCACCUGCAAGUAGCCUUGGCAUCGUCCCGGGGGCCAACAUCGGAUGUAUCAACCAACUGCCACCCUCCGAAGUUGUGAUCCAGCCAGCCCCUUCUGUCAUUACAGUCCCAGGGCCCAUCCUCUCUGCCUCUUGUGACCCUCUUCGUGUGGGAGGAUACUCCGCCUGUGGGGGAAGCCCUCAGGGCUAUAGCCGCUUGAGCGGAAGGGUGUGCGGUUACCCCUGUUAA